GUCACGCUUGAAUUUGGCCACGUAGAGAAGAUAUUCCCAUCGCAUACAUUUCUCCUCCUCCGCUGUUCUUGGGCUUUUUCGUCGUCGCAAGGGCUACAUCGUUCGUUCGCGAGGCGGAGAAUCUCCGAUAAUCUGUCCAUGGCGUCGCUAGCUGCCGCCGUCGUGCCAUCGCUCGUCGCGUCCUCGUCCAGGCCCCAAAUCCGCCACGCUCUCCUCACCACUGGGCGACAAUUCCUCAGGCAGCGCUCGUCGGCGCUCCAGGCAUCGCCAUCCCUGUACAGUAGAAGCUCCGUCUAUGGGACGACCAUCUCCAGGGCGCCAUCGCGGAGCCUCGCCACAGCCGCGGCGGUCGGCACCACCACCACAAAGCCGAGCAUCGCGGUCGGGGAGAGGAUUCCCGAUGGAGAGCUCUCCUACUUCGACGAGAGCGGCGCCAUCCAGAGCAUCAAGGUGUCGGACCUGACGAGCAAGAAGAAGGUGGUGAUCUUCGCGGUGCCCGGAGCUUUCACGCCCACUUGCUCCUCCAAGCACGUCCCGGGAUUCAUCGACAAGGCGGACGAGCUCAAGUCCAAGGGGGUGGACACCAUCGCCUGCGUCUCCGUGAACGAUGCCUUCGUCAUGAAGUCGUGGGGCGAGGCGCUGGGCGUCAAUGGCAAGAUCCUCAUGCUGUCCGACGGCAAUGGCAAGUUUACCCGCGAUCUGGGAGUGACCGUGGAUCUUUCAGACAAGGUGGAGGGAUUGGGAGUGAGGUCCCGGCGCUACUCUCUGCUGGCCGAGGAUGGGAUCGUCAAGGUGUUGAAUCUCGAGGAGGGUGGUGCCUACACGGUGAGCAGCGCCGACGAGAUCCUCAAGGCACUCUAAGCUCCAAGAGCUACAUACGAGGUGAUAGAACUUCGUUUUUACUUCGUUUUUGGCUUUGAUAGAUGAUAGAGCGAACCUAGAGUUGGAAGCUUUCUUUCGCAAAAUAAAGACUUUUAGCAGGACAAUGAAGUUCUUGCGUUUAAUCA
Messenger RNA from Selaginella moellendorffii, 1007 nucleotides. RefSeq names its product peroxiredoxin-2B. The transcript has 2 exons. Gene Ontology annotation, cellular component: cytoplasm. Gene Ontology annotation, molecular function: thioredoxin peroxidase activity. Lineage: Eukaryota; Viridiplantae; Streptophyta; Lycopodiopsida; Selaginellales; Selaginellaceae. Gene Ontology annotation, biological process: cellular response to oxidative stress; cell redox homeostasis; hydrogen peroxide catabolic process. The record is from RefSeq and is a predicted model, not a curated record. The coding region runs from base 139 to 861 and encodes 240 amino acids.